This is a messenger RNA of Caenorhabditis bovis, 543 nucleotides long. NCBI's taxonomy places the organism in Eukaryota, Metazoa, Nematoda, Chromadorea, Rhabditida, Rhabditidae. The record is from the annotation of a GenBank genome assembly.
AUGCCAACUAAGGCUCUUGGAGAGACUUUGAAGGAAUACAUCGUCGUCGGACGUAAGAUCCCGACUGAAAAGGAGCCAGUGACUCCAAUUUGGAAGAUGCAAAUCUUCGCCUCCAACCACAUCAUCGCCAAGUCGCGAUUCUGGUACUUCGUGUCUAUGCUUCGUCGUGUGAAGAAGGCCAACGGAGAGAUUCUCUCGGUCAAGCAGGUCUUCGAAAAGAAGCCAGGAACCGUCAAGAACUACGGAGUCUGGCUUAAAUACGAUUCCCGUACCGGACACCACAACAUGUACCGCGAGUACCGUGACACCACCGUCGCUGGAGCCGUCACCCAGGCUUACCGUGACAUGGGAGCUCGUCAUCGCGCCCAGGCUGACCGCAUCCACAUCCUCAAGGUCCAGACCGUCAAGGCCGACGAAACCCGUCGUGCUGGAAUCAAGAUGUUCCACGACUCCAAGAUCCGUUUCCCACUCCCACACCGUGUCACCAAGAGAAGAAACCUCAACGUCUUCACCACCGCUCGCCCAAGAACGCACUUUGCUUAA